Pygocentrus nattereri (red-bellied piranha) is the source of this 9128-nucleotide messenger RNA. It is a transcript of the gene gigyf1b, whose product is annotated as GRB10 interacting GYF protein 1b. Gene Ontology annotation, biological process: insulin-like growth factor receptor signaling pathway. Gene Ontology annotation, molecular function: protein binding. The transcript has 26 exons. The record is from RefSeq and is a predicted model, not a curated record. Lineage: Eukaryota; Metazoa; Chordata; Actinopteri; Characiformes; Serrasalmidae. The coding region runs from base 760 to 3780 and encodes 1006 amino acids.
UGAAACACAAACAACAGGAGGAGCGAAGAGUCGAGCUCACGGCGAGUUUAGCGAUUCGGAGAACGAGCGGAGGAACAGACGAUCGGCUCGGUGUCGCACGGACACGGAGCGGGUGCAGAGGACACGCACGUACGGGUCGUAUUUGUCUGUUAGCGCGAAGCACCGGCGUGCGGACGGAGGAACGCCUGGAAGCGGCGAGUCGCGCUGGGGAAAUAAUUCAGCUGGCUAGCUAGCCUGCUAAUGCUAGCUAGCUAGCAGGCAGAAGCUCUAUUUUAGCAGAUUUUGCAUAUAUAAAUAAAGAAAUAGAGUGAAGGUGACAGGAAUGCUGAAGGUGUGCCUGUGAAGGGUCAGCCGAAAAACGAGAAGGAGAGUAAGAACUGGGGGAGAGCUUUGAGAGAAACUUCCAGCAAUAGUCUAGCGGAACUGCCCUGAAACCCUUGCUCUUGUCGAUGCUGCCGCAGUUUACUUGCAAAGUAUUGUUACAUUUCUGAAAUAUUAUUUCGUUUAUAUUCUUAAAAAUAAGAGCAGUUUGGGUGGCGUUCCCUUUCUGGAGGUGGCCACGUUAGUCUUGAUAUUCCUCCACGACUCUCUGCUUUUCCCCCUGAAUCUGGCAGCUAUUAAUCCACUCAUAUAGAGCGCUAACCAGGCCCACCUCAGCACACCGAUACAGCAGCGCUGCGUCAGCUUCCCCCGUCGCCCUGUCCUGUUCAGUCCUAGCGUUUGGACAAGAAACUUUUGAGCCUGUUGGACGUGGAGAAUAUGACUGCUGAGACGCUCAACUUCGGUCCAGAAUGGCUCCGUGCACUAUCCAGAGGAGGGAGCAUCACAUCCCCUCCUCCUUCCCCAGCAAUGCCAAAGUCCAAGCUGGCCGACUACCGCUAUGGCCGCGAGGAGAUGUUAGCACUUUAUAUUAAAGAUAAUAAGGUCCCAGAGGACAUGCAGGAUAAGGAGUUUGCUGCUAUCCUGCAGGACGAGCCACAGCAGCCCCUGGCCUUAGUGCCACUGACGGAGGAGGAGCAGAGGAACUUCUCCAUGUCUGUGAACAGUGUGGCUGUGCUGAGGCUCAUGGGUAAAGGAGGCGGGGCAGCUCCGGCCGGCGUGUCCCGAGGCCGUGGGAGCGCCCGAGGAGGGCGAGGGAGAGGACGAGGCGAGGGAGGGUUCUACCAAAGAGGCGUGGACGAGGAGCUGGGCUUUGGCCGCAGCCGAGAGAUGCACCGCAGCCAAAGCUGGGACGACAGGGGCGAGCGGCGCUUCGAGAAGCCCCUGCGGCGGGAAGGGGUGCGCGGCGGGUUCGAGGACGGCGGCGCAGGCAGGAAGGACUACGCUCGCUCCGACAGCGAUAACUGGCGCACCCUCCGUGAGGAGCAAGAGGAGGACGGGGGAGAGCCGGGGGGGAGCUGGAGGGUGGCAGGCGUCCGGCGUGACGACGGGGGUCCACGAUCUGCCGGCUGGCGAGACUACGGAAGCGGAGAAAGCCGGAGAAGGAAGUUUGACUUUGACUUCCGAGAUGGAGAUGUCAGCCGGCGGAGGUCUGGAAGCGAGGGAGGAGAGGACGACCGAGAUGGGCUGCCCGAGUGGUGCACCGAUGAAGAGGAGGGAGAGAUGGGCACCUUCGAUUCUACGGGGGCUUUCAUGUGUGUUAAGAAGACGUCGAGAGAUGCCAUCCCUGAGGACCAGGAGCUGGAGUUCGAGGCUCUAGAGGAGGAGCUGGAGGCUGGCCAGGAGAAGGACUGCUUUGUUGAGAGAGAAGAUGCUGAAUUUGCAGUCAUUUCGGAAGGAGGAGACAUGAAGGCUUCUUCUCCUGCAGCCUCUGCUCCUGCCCCCAUGCAGCCCUCAGAACAGGAGACACCCUUGCCCCCCAUUACGCUCCCCUCAAAGCCCAUCUUCCAGAUUGGUGAAGAUGCAGCUCCAGUAGGGGGCAGCAGUCAGCCAAGCCAGAAUUCCUCGGCCGCUGUGGCCUCCCCUCCCCCCACCGCUGUUACUGAACUCCCACCACCAGGGGGAGACACAGAGGAGGAGGACGGCAUGAAGCACCUUCAGCAGGAGGCAGAGAAGAUGGUUGCAUCUCUUCAGGACACUUCUCUGGAAGAGGAGUGUUUCACGCAAGCACUUCAAGAGAGCCGCAGCGCCGCCGCUCACACACACUCCCACCCUGCCUCGCACGCACAUUCCCACCCAGCCGCACACCCUCUCUCUCACUCCGCCAGCGCCUUGGCACUGAAUCACGAGUCCGCCAUGAAGUGGUUUUACAAAGACCCUCAAGGAGAGAUCCAAGGCCCUUUCAGUCCAGUGGAGAUGUGCGAGUGGUUCCAGGCAGGCUACUUCACCAUGACCCUGCUGGUGAAGAGGGGCUGUGACGAGGGAUUUCAGCCUUUGGGAGACGUUAUUAAGAUGUGGGGACGCGUGCCUUUCUCUCCAGGACCUUCACCCCCUCCCCUUCUGGGCAACAUGGAUCAGGAGUUCCUGAAGAAGCAGCUGGAGCAGGCGGCCACUGCUGCCCUCUACCAGCAGCUCCAUGUGAGGUUCCAGCACUUGAACAGGUGUGGGGACUCGGGGAUGUUGCCUGCAAUGAACAGGUCCGUGUCUGUGCCGGAAGGAGGGCCCAUGUGGGACAUGCAUACCUCAUCCUCACAGCCGCCAGGCAGCGAGGCCGGUCUGUGGGACUUAACCAUGAGUAACUCACCUCAGGGUCCAACUCUCGAGCAGCUGCAGAAACUCCAGCAAGAGAGGCGUGAAGCUGAACUCAGGGUGAAGAGGGAGGAAGAGGAACGGAAGCGUCGAGAGGAGAAGAGGAGGCAGCAGGAGGAGCAGAAGAGGAGAGAAGAGGAGGAGCUGUACAGAAGGAAGCAGCAGUGUCGUCAGCAGGAGCUCCUUAUGAAGCUGCUCCAGCAGAGCCAGCAGCAGCAGGCGGCGCAAGGGGGCUCCGCCUGGAGCAGUGCCCAGGCAGGGUCUCUGUCACUGGGCAAAGCUCAGGGGAAGAACAUGGGUCUGCUGGAGCUGGAGGCGGAGAGACAGCACAAACAGCAGCAGCAGCAGAGAGCUCAGCAACAGCAGAGGCUGGCGAUGGGUCAGUGGGGUGACAGCGCUGUGGGCAUGUGGACAGGGCCGAGUUUGGAGGGAAAAGUUGGCAGUGCCAGCGCCGGAGGCAUGGGCAUGUGGGACGAGGCGCUGAAGAACCAGGCCAACCAUCGUAACAUGGGCAUGAAGAACAGCCACAGCAGCCCCUCACUCAGUGAGCAAUACAUGCUGAAUCGUCGGAAGAGGACCGAGGAAGAGGAGCGUCUGCUGAAGCUGUUGCAGGGAAUGAAGCCUCAGGACGGCUUCACCACGUGGUGUGAACAAAUGCUGCACGCUCUCAACACCUCCGCCAACAGCUCCUCCUCUGUGGAUGUGGCCACCAUUGUGGCGUACCUAAAGGAGGUGGAGUCGCCUUAUGAGGUGCACGACUUCAUCCGCUCAUAUCUGGGCGACACCGUUGAAGCCAAAGAGUUCGCCAAGCAGUUCCUGGAGCGCCGUGCCAAGCAGAAAGCCAACCAUCAGAGACAGCAGCAGCAGCUGUCGAAAGAGGUUGCCGGGCUGAAUAUGAACUUCCCAUUGCAGUCCAUGUUCCAGGCAGCCCAUGUGAAUAAAAGUAGCAGCAUGUAUGACAGUCAGGCGGCAAAGAUGAAGAAGAAACCCAGCAUGAUGCUGCACUCCGAUCCCAGCAUCCUUGGCUAUUCGUUCCUGGGCUCCAGCGAGCGGAUGAUGCUGGGCGAGAUGGAGGCGGUGGAGGAUUACUGAUCCAGCAGAAGAAGAAAAUAAACCCUACUUGAGUCUACCUGAGGCCUUAACCUGGAGCAAAUUAGCAGAUGAAUGUGCACUGCUCAGCGAGAGAGAGGGCGAGCCACACACGUCUAACACUCUCCCUCUCUCUCUCUUCUCCUCUGUCUCUCUGUCUUACUUUCUCUUCCUCCAUCACCCAGCAGAGGAGUGAAUGACGGGAGGAACGGAGGGGGCGGUGUGUUUCACACCUCUUUCAGAAAGCACCUUAAACUAAGCUAUUGCACUUUAUUACCAGAGUUUCAAUAUUUGAAAUUUUGUGUGAAUUUUUUUUUAGAUAUAUAUAUAAUGCAAAAACGUGUGAAUACAUUGUUGCAUAUAUUAUGUGUAGAGUAUUUGUAUACAAAUGCGAGCGUACACGCAUCGGGAAGGUCCGGAGCGCCCAGCUGGAAGGCUGGUGGUGGUUGAGGGGUGGGGGAGAGAGAGAGAGAGAGAAAUCCUGUUGAAAGACAAACACUGUUGUAAUUUUUUUUUUUCUUAUGAAAGGUAAAGCUAUAAAAAUAUGAGUUUGAAAACUUGAAGAUUUGCACUUGUUUAAAAAAAAAACAAAAACAAAAAACAGGUUAGAUUAGGUUUUUUUGGUUAGUAUGAUUGUAAUCGAGUGCAAGUGUGGUAAUGUGAAGAAAAGUCUGCACAGAGUUUAUUACGGACGUGUAUAAAAGAAAUGCCAUGUUUUUAUUUUGUUCAGUGGAGGUUUUGUACUUGGUCGAGCUUGUAUACUAAAGGCUGAACGUGUGCGUGCGUGAGAGGCGACUGUGCGCGAUAGCUCACUUGUAAAUAGGUUCGGAUUGAACGGUGAAACAUCGCGUGGCCAGCGCUCUGAGGCCGUGGCUGCAGUUCCACCCACGGCCUGUGGGGGCGGUGUUUUGCGUGUUCUGUCUGUGGUGCUGUAUCGGCCUUUUUGCCUCCGUUUUCGGAGGCAGUUUGGGUCUGUGGGAGCGUGUUGGAUAUUUAUAGUGUAGCUUUUCUGUUUUUCCAACACCAUAAGACUGUAACUGCAUUAUUAAAUCCCCCUGUUGUCAUUUUUUUGCCCCCCCCCCUCCAUUUAACUCUCGACAUGGGUCCUUCUCGGCGAGGACGAGACGUGAACUUUAUUGCCUUUUGCGCAGUACGAGUGCGGAUGUGUGUGCUGGUUUGAUGGCUGGUGUCCAGCCAUUCGCCAUGACGCUGUGAUCUGGAUGUACGUGGGUGUGAAAGCGACUUGUGUUACUCUUUUCAUUGGGGGGGGGGGGAGAAAAGAAACGAUAAGAUUUAUUUUUUUAUCGUUACAUAAAAAGUAUUUGAACUUGUAUAAUUUGGAGCACUUUUGAGGCUGCUACCUUAUUGUAUUUUUGUUUUUUUUCUGUGUUUUAUUCCUUUAUUUUUCGUUGUUUUUGCCUCUUUGGGAAGUAUAUUACAAAUGAAUGUAUUCCUAAACAAAGCAAAGUGUAUGACGGAGGCCAGACUCCACCCGUCUCUCCACUCGCGCGAAGGACCGCCGGGAGAAAGACGGAAAGACGACGUGGUGGUUCGUGAGAAUGCGGAGUGUCUCCUCCUGCUGUUUCUUCCAUAAGUUUUCUCCAGCAGCAGGAACACGGCACAUCCGGACCGCCGGACCCGAGGAGGGUCUACAGCAUGGCCUACAGAGCCAAGAACCUGCGGGGUGUAGCAUUAGACGUACUGAUGUUUGGUUAUUUUUGUUGUGUUUUCUGACAGAAAUUAAGGAUUUUUUUUUUAUUUAUUCUUUUUGCUUUGACAAAUUUUGAAUUUAGAUGUUUUUUUGUUUUUUUUUUCCGAGAGAGAAAUUAAGGAUUAAUCCUUGUUUUCUUUCAGAUCUGCUGAAAUUAAUUUUUAUUUUUGGCUUUUUGCUACUUUCUGACAAACGUUUUAGUUUUUUUUUUUUUUUUUUUUUUUUUUUUCUUCGAAUGUUUUUGUUUGUACCUUUUUUGAAUUCGGCCCAGUUCUUCACAAAAGACGAGAAGACAGACUCUUGAAGACGAGGGCCGAGGAGUUAUCGGUACUUAAUCUAGAGGAAGCAAUCCAGGCUUUAAGCGUAUUUUGCCCUUCGUCCUCGCUCUCGAUCCUGGAUUAUAUUUUUGCAAAAUGGAAAAAGAAAAACACACUUUAUCGAGCAGGAAUACGAGGAAGUGACGGAGAAAAGCAGCCGAUUAAGCUGAGCGCUCCUCAGGAGGACGAGGUUGCCUCGCUCUCGCCUCAGAGCCUCCGUUUCUGGAGAGAUGGACUUGUACUUUGUCCUUUGUCAAAUGAAGGAAAAUCCUACGCCAUUCCAGAAAAAUGGUUGGUUGAAUGUUUGACAAAAAACCCCUUUAUAAUAGAGAGAGAAAUAUUUUCAAAUUGCCUUUCAGAAAAAAGUUUAGUGUGUGGGGGAAAAACUGCUUGGCCAGUUGUUGAGCCCUGAGCCUUUAGACUGGUCAGAAACAUGAAUGUUUGGAUUCGGAUGCAGGAAGAACUUCCAGCCAUUCCACAUUCGUUCUCGUGGACUAAAUCCCAGAGACUGCGGUCGUCAGUUUCAUUCCUCGAGGAGGAGGUAGAUUUCCACAACGAUGUGAUCGGCUUACAGCAUCGCAGGAGAUGUGGAUUAUAAACCCCUCAGGACCCGAGCAGGAAGAUCAGCUCUCUCGGGGGCGUGGCCUCUGCUCUGAAGCUCCAUUCUGCCCUCCGGUGGCCAAUGGAUAUAAAGACUUCACGCCAGGAAUCAGAUGCCAUUCGCCCAGCCUGAGCGAGACUGAACCUUGAAGCCUCUCUCUGUCGUUUCUCUCAUACAUGCUUUUCCCUCUUCUUCUCUCCUUUAAGAGACUCCUUUCUCGGACUAGUCCUCAGCCGCUCCGUGUUUUUGCUGUAACCUGGCUCCUGUUGAACCUGUACGAGGUAGUCAGUCCUCUUAAUGACUUCAGGUGUGUUGGGAAAUGAGUGAAAGCAAAAAUGAGGAGGACUCUGAAGACCGCUGCAGUAGACCACUCUUUUCAGACUGUUCCUGGCAGAGUGAAGCUACGAGAGCCCUCUUUACACCUGGUUGUUUUGUUUUGCUUCCAGCAAGAUGCAGUUAGAUUGAGGUGUGAUUUCUGUUUGUGGGGCAAUAUGCAAAUCUGGUCAUAUACAGCCAAUCAGCCAAUCACCUGUGGUGUUUUUAGUUUUUCGUUUUCUAUUCAGAAUAUAGUCACGUUAAUCCGUCUUCCUCGCGCCAGUGUUUACAAGACGGCCGUGUAAAAUAACCAGCCUCCUGCAUCGGUCGUUGCGGUCCUGAACUAUGUGCCUCUGUUUAGUAUCAGCAGCCGAGGGGACUUCGUUGAUCUACGUGUGGAGUAGCGGAGGGAGGACUCACCCGGGCGGAUGCCUUCACGCUCGAGCAGCCUCUGGUUAGAAUGCGGCUCCUCCUGAAGUGGUUUGAGCGUUUUAACUGCAUCUUGGCUUUACACUUAAAUUUUAAUGUGGAUGUUCUCUGAUAUUUAAGACCUACACCACGGAUAAGCGCCAGUAAACGCGGCGUACAAACUAAAGCUUGGCCCCUGAGAGUCGGGACAGGUGUCUCGUUUCGGAUGAAACCGCCGCCGUUCCUCGGUCUCCUGCCGUUUUAUCUAAAGUACUUCAGUUUGUUUUCAAGGCAGUGGACACAGGAACAGCCGUCCUUUUGGGAUUAAGCCCAAAGUGUCAGAUUUCUGCACUUAUCCGAAUAUUCGAGUAGUCAUGUAAACAGCACGGUCCGAUUAAGAAACCUGAUGAAGAGGCUGGAUUUUUCCACAGUCGUCGGAUUUCUGGGUUCUUGUGAACUCUGACUUCUUUCGGAUUUCUCAGUCUGCAUGCGUAAAGUCAGACGCCGGUUCCAGCCGCAUUACAGCAGAACACUUUUGGAGCGGCGCUUCAUGACGAAUGCUCAUAUUUCCGGGUAAAUCCGUGCGUCACAUCUGAGUUUAUUGGCUGGCUGAUUCUGUAGACCUGGAGUUUCCCCAUUAUCUGAUUGCUCAAGUGCAUGUAAAGGCGCUGAUUGGAUUACUGACCAAAUCAGAUGUUCUACAGUUAUUGGAUUAGGGGCACGUAAACGCACUCGGUGACGACGGUCGUGGACCGGCUGGCACUGAAGAGUGAACGACUAAGAUUUUCCAGAUUUAGGUCGGAGGGCCGAGUGUACCCGAGGCACGAGACGCUGAAGUGACGACUUGUUCAGAUUUUCUCGUCCCACCUGAAAUGGUGCAGCAGGUACAUUCAGGCCUGUGCAGGUGCCAGAAUGUAAUUGCUGCUCCGUUUAAGGUGGAACAGAAAAUCGGAUCUAAAAAAAGCUCCUUAAUGAGAACCGAACUUGCUGAAUUUCGAAUGCUACACAAAUUGAGCGCCGGGCUGGCCGAGCUGAAGAGAGCCGUGUUGACAGGCUUGUACGUUCAUUUUUCUCAGCUUAGUUUUUAUUUUUUGCGAAAGAAAUCUUUACUUUAAAAGUGUUUUUUAUUAGAGAAGUGAUGUCACAGAAUAAUUACUGCUACAGAAAUAUGUUCACUGAAACAUCUCAAAUGACUCAAACUUAAGUUUUAAUUAUACCGUGAUUUAGACCUUUUUUGUAGUGCCAUUCAAUACAAACCAGGUGUAAACAGGGUCUGUGUGUGUGUGUGUGUGUGUGUGUGUGUGUGUGUGUGUGUGUGUGUGUGUGUGUGUGUGUCUGUGGAGAGGCUAUGUGUGUGUGUGUGUGUGUCUGUGGAGAGGCUACGUGUGUGUGUGUGUGUGUGUGUGUGUGUGUGUGUGUGUUUGGCACUGGAUGCCGUGUAAAUAAUGUAAAUGAUCACCAUCCCUCUUUCAGUUUGUCUAUUUUUCCCCCUUUUGGUUUGUUUUUCUUGCCUUAACUGUACAGAAUAGAAAUACAAUGGACAGUUUUAGCUGAACUCGCUGAUCCGCACUCAUCAGAUCGAGCAGAUUCUCUUCUGUGUACAGAGCUCAUCUCCAGUACGUGUUCCCCACUCGUCACAGUGUGUGUCUGAGUCUGGAGCUGGAGAACGCCACACCCUGCCGUGGAACCGAGCUUCCACGUUGCUCUGUAUGUAUCGUUCCUAUGUUUAACGUGAAGCGGAUUUUGAAACAUACGGACUGAUGACUCCUGACGUAUUAUCAAGUUUGAAAGAUAAUAUUAGCGUUAAGAAAAUGAAAGGACCGAUGUAGACCUCCCUCUGGAAGAGCCAUCAGACGAGUGGACGCCAGGGAGGGAGGGCAGCCCGGUGGAUAAGCGCGAGUAGGUUUUUUUUUUUGUUUGUUUUUGUUUUUUUGAGAAGAUCAAAAUAUGUUAAACUGAUAAUAAAGUUUUUAAAUGCUGGCUUUUGCUUUUGUCCAUU